Molecule: messenger RNA, 2109 nt
Organism: Cadophora gregata
Lineage: Eukaryota; Fungi; Ascomycota; Leotiomycetes; Helotiales; Ploettnerulaceae
Exons: 2
Coding region: 91-2109 (672 amino acids)
Source: RefSeq, a predicted model, not a curated record
CUCAAUACACCAUCCAGCGAUAACCUCUGCAAAUGGCUAUUUUCGGAGUUUUCGACUGCUCUCGCAGUCAUCCUGACCGCUUUGUGCAACAUGAUAUUCCUUAGUAUCACCACUAUCGUGUGGUACCUCGCCCGCUUCACUACAACCACAAACACUCAGCAGCAACACCCACUCCUCAACCACGAAAUAGAAGCCGUAGAAACAAGUCCGUGGAAGCUCAACUUCUCUUCCGAAGCACCCCACUACUUCGCCUCGGUAUACGGCCUCCUCCAACAAUGGCCAAAUACGUUCUUUCCCAACGGCCACAGCAUCGUGCCAUGCGAGGUACCGGCAUUUACGAAGCUGUAUCACGGCAGGAUGGACGCUGAGCUACCUCCAAGCCCGGAAUGGUUCGCUUUUGAUAUAGGAAUGUCCUACGGGAUCAUGGGCGGAAGUCAGAACUCCCACAUGCUCACUUACCAAACAACUCGCCGCAUAAGAUGUAUCUACCUCGAUGGCGAAUCUGCGACUCUUUCCGGAACUGGGCAGUUGGAUACGCAGAUGCUGCAUAUAUGGGGGAACAUAUCUGGACCAGGGAAACAAGAUGGUGGAUUCAACCCCUUGUCGAGCGAAUAUGCUCGCGCGGUAGGACUGUGCAACUGGAUUAGGGAUACGGAGUUGGGUGGUUUGGGGUGGGGAUAUGAAGGGAUUGUGAGGAUGAAUGCGGGGUUUGAGAUGAUCUGGUGUAAUUUCAGCAGUCCAUCCGUACGGCUGGUAUCGCAUUUGAAUGUUUCUGCGCCGUUGCUACCGCCGCGGGAGAGGACGAAGAUCACAGAGGAACUCGAGUCUAGGGAUCUUGAGGAAAAGUCGAAAUUUCCACUACCUACAAGAACAACGCCCGCGAAGUCUACCUCGUCUCCGCCACCUUUCUACUUCGACUGGGAUCUAAAAAUGCGGGACCCUUUCCGACUAACCAGGAACUGGGGCUGGUAUACGAGCAGCACGUUACAUUACGGAUCUUCAGGCAACGGACCAGGUAUUGGAGAGUCUCGUGUUAAGCCGGACAUAUGUGGAUUCCUGAGUUACUACAAUCCUACUUUCGAGCGCCAAGGUAUUGCCAGAAGGUUAAAAGAGCAGAAAGUCCUCAAUCUUACAGCAGAAGGUUUCUGGGCUGGUCCUCGUCGGGGAAAGAGGUCUACGGCUUUGGAAGCUUUGACACGACGACGGAGACAGCAUGUACUGGAUAAUGUGACUUCUUCUGAAGCUGCGCUUCUGAGGACCAAUUCAGAACGUGUGAUGCGGGAUCGUUUACUUGGAAUUGAAAGCUGUAGCGGGGUCGAUUGGUUGGUUUUGACCAACAGUAUCGUGCAAACAUAUUCCCGUCCGUUACUCAAGCUUUCCAAAACUCUAGAGAAUUACGGAAAUCACACGAGUAAUAGCAGUCUGCUUCAGGAAUGGAUGAGCGAUGUCCACCAACAAACCCAUAUGUUUGUUAUGCCUUUCUUCGAAUAUCCGGAGGAUGCAGACGAGGAGACAUGGAAGCCGGGCUCGGAAUUGUUUGAGAAAACAUAUUCUUUGUGUCGAUUUCAGCAUACUCGUCUCCUCGACCCUGAAGAGGGGAUUGUUCUCGGUCCCGAAGAAACACUCUUGAAAUGGGCAGUCGAGGAGACAACGGGAGGAAUCUGCUCCGUCAUCAUCGAAAUCGGUCUAGCAGUUAAAGGACUCUGGCAAGCCAAAUUCAACCGAGCUCCCAUCUCAGAUACUGAAGCUCGUCUUGCGAAGUCAAUAAAAUCUGAGGUCCACCGCUGGACAAACGGCAUCCAGGAACUUAUGGCUUGGCUAGGCUGGGCAGGGGAAUGGAUCGGCUGUGAAGAGAAGUGCGCUUGGGAUGAGAGCUGUUUCAUUCCCAUGUGGCCGCUCCUAAAGGGCAGGGAUCGCUCAUUACGUCGACCACCUCCAGGAAACGGGACGAGAUAUGGAUAUCCUGGAGGAAGAUAUCCACCACCUCCUUACUACAGCCCUCCUGGAAACAGAACUGGUCGACCUGGUAAAGGGUCUAGUCGUUGGAUGCCGACUGAGGAAGAUCUUUGGGAGCCGAAAUGUGUGAAGUCGAACUACCUCUACUCGUGA